Messenger RNA from Copidosoma floridanum, 4457 nucleotides. It is a transcript of the gene timeout, whose product is annotated as circadian regulator timeout. Gene Ontology annotation, molecular function: DNA binding. Gene Ontology annotation, cellular component: replication fork protection complex. The record is from RefSeq and is a predicted model, not a curated record. NCBI's taxonomy places the organism in Eukaryota, Metazoa, Arthropoda, Insecta, Hymenoptera, Encyrtidae. Gene Ontology annotation, biological process: DNA repair; replication fork arrest; entrainment of circadian clock.
AUGUCUUUUGCAACAAGUUAUAUAUUGGCUGAAAUCACAGCUACUUGUGAUUCCCUUUGUUACAAUGAUGGGCAAAAUGUCUUAAUAGACAAAAAUACUAUUGAGGCAAUCAAGGACUUGAUCAGAUAUCUGAGAAGAGAUGAUGAAAAUAAUACUAUUCGUUGUUAUCUGGGACAAACCAAAAUAUUACAAAAAGAUUUGAUAAAGAUAUUUGUAAAGCAUUCUGAUAAAACAGAACUAUGGAAUGUUCUUUUAAGAUUAAUGAUUAAUUUGACAAGUCCAGCUUUGAUGUUUUAUAAGGAUGAACUUCCUACUGAUAAAAUUACAAGAAGUAUUUAUCUGCAAAUACUUUCACACUUGCAAGAGUACAAAAGUGCAACGACUGAUGAUGCCAUUUGGUUGGUUGUUCAAAAAAAAUUGGAAAACAUUCUGAAAAUUGAUAGUGCUGAAAGAGGAGAAGAAAAUGAAAUGAUACUAGAGAGAAUUCUCACAUUGAUAAGAAAUGUUUUACAAGUACCAGCAAGUGAUACCGAAAACAGAACUGAUAAUGAUACAAACGUUCAUGAUGAGCUACUAUUUGCCCUCAAUACAUCUGGUAUUUCUGACCUGCUUGUUUACAUCGCGAGCUCUAGUGCAGAGCAGCAAUACCAUAUGCAGAUCUUAGAGAUAAUAGUAUGUAUGCUGCAAGGUCAAAAUCCUGAAAAGUUAGCCAAGGCUGAAAUAAACCGCAGCGACGCUGAGAAGCAAGCUGACGAGAUUAGGCUCAUGAAUAUGAGACGAAAGGAAAUAACUCAGAAAACUGAAAAAAUGAAGAAGUAUGCCGGUUCUAGGCAUUCCAGAUUUGGAGGUACGUACGUCGUACAAAACAUGAAGGCCAUCGGUGAUAACGAAAUGAUCUGUCACAAGCCGUAUCAAAAAAUCGAGGAUUUGAAUUUCAGCGUUACAAAGCAAAAAUUAAAGAAGCGGCGUCUGAAGAACGUCACGGUGGUCGAGUCGGCGGCCGAGCGCACCUCCGCGCUGAGCGUGCGCCUCUUCCUCAAGGAAUUUUGCAUGGAAUUCUUGAGCGGCGCCUACAACGCGGUCAUGAGAUACGCGCGUUCCUGCAUCAACGCGAACACCACCAGCAACGAUGAUACCAGCCAUUACCUCUGGGCGUUGCGCUUCUUCAUGAGAUUCAAUCGCAAUUACAAGUUCCAAGUGAAAUACGUCAGUGAAACUAUAGCGACGGAAGUAUUCUAUCUCGUACAGAGGCAAAUAGACUUUAAUUACGAAAUGAUAACCACCGACAAGAAGAAAAUAUCCUACUGGUCGACGAGGCUGCAUCUGGCCGUCAGCGCGUAUCAGGAAUUGCUGUACACCCUCAUCGAGAUGGACAAAUCUCUGGAUAAAGGAGUGAAGAACUCGAGCCGCGUGAUAAUGGGCAACAUUUUCUACGUGCCAGAAUACCGAGACACGAUACUCUCCCAGCUGCUCAACUAUAACGAGCUGACAAUGUCAAGAGACUACUUGGUGGAUCUGGUCACGACGGCGCACAUUUUUCUGACGAUGCUGAAACAUUUCUGCGAGAAGGAGCGUCACGUCGUCGUGCGCAAGCCGAAGCGCAAGAAACAAAAAAAAAAGACAAAGCCAGCGAGUGCAGCGGCAGCAGCUGGAACUGGACCAGCACAAAGCUUGGAGGAUCGAUGGGAUGGGGUGGGACCGGACGUGUCGGCUGUGCUGCAGCACAACGAGAUACCGGAAGUGACGCCUUUCGACGCGACGAUCGACACCCCCAUUGACGAGCAGAAGGGCGACGCCAUGAAAAGGAUCCAGAAGCUUCUGCGCUGCAAGGAGUACGAGCAGGCAAUCGGAAUUCUACGCUCAGCAAGGGAGGUUUGGCCCGAGAACGACAGUUUCGGCAUGGCCAACAUGCUGCCCGAGGAGGAAUUUCUCGUCCUGCGGGAGAUCUUUUUCGCCGAUCUUGGUGCGAUCGACGAGACCGAAGAAGACGAGGAGGAGGAGGAGGAGGAGAUCGAGGGUCUCUUGAAUCACGACGAGGAGGACGAGGAGGACGAGGACGAAGAAACGGAGCAGCCGCGCUAUCACGAGACGGACUUUCAGUUUAUGGACUUUCUCCAGAGGUUCGUGAACAUGAGGGCCGUGAAGAACCUGACGAUUCUCUUCCAGCAGUUCGAGAAGAACUCGAAGGAAGUCAACCACUACAUUCUCAAGAUGUACCACCGCAUAGCGGUCGAGUGCAAGAUGCCCGCCAUGCUUUACCAGGCCUCGAUAUUCCGGGUCUUUCAGAAGAUCUUCGAGCUAAACGACCCGCUCCACAAGGACAUGGACAAGUUCGCGCGCUACAUAUUCUCGAGCUUUGCAAAAGUGGCGGCAAAGAAUCCGAAAGCCUACAUGGAGUUGUUGUUCUGGAAGUCGACGAAGGAGGCCAUUGAAAUGACGGAUGGCUACGACACGGAGCACGAGGCCAGGGGCAAGAAGGCCGCGCGCAAGGCUUGGUCCGACGUUGAAGAGGACGAGUUGCGCACCCUCUUUAUGGAGCAUCAGACCAACAAGUACCCGCAAGAUGUGAUCGAUUUCAUCCAGAAGAGUUUGAUCAACCAGGACCGCACGAGGCGCGCCAUCAUUAAGAAGCUCAAAGAAAUGUGUCUCAUUGUCAAUUCAAAGUCCGUGAGAGCGGAAGUGCAAAAGAGGCUGCCCAAGGAAUGGUCGGAAGAGGAAAUUGCCGAGCUCACGGAGUUGUGGGAAAAAGUUCGAGAGGAGGAUGAUCCCGUUGGUUUAAUUUACGAUGCGUUGAGAAUCAAGCGCUCGAAGCCGAAAAUCAAGGAAAAACUUUUGGAACUCCAUUUGGCUACAGACCCGAAGCAGCUGAGAAAGAAGAGGACAAGAAAGAGCGAUGGUCCAAGAUCAGCGUGGGAAGCUCAAUCCGCAAGCGAAGACGAGGACGACUCGAACUCAGAUUCCGACGACGGUGGAGACGGUCAGGAUGGAUUCGGCUCAAGAAGGGACAAGAAGAAAAAGAAGGAUCCAACGAGGAGAAGGAAAUCCAAGCAGCCUACGAUCGUUUAUACAGACGCUCAGUUGUCAGGAUUACUGAAAGACGUCAUUGAGAAAGGCAUGGAAGCGACGCUACAGUGGUUGAAGGAGUCACUCGAGGAAUCGUUAGAGGACCGUGACGAGGAGAGUCCAGAGGACGAAGCUCUAGUGCCAUUGACAGCCGAGGUCUCGAAGUCCAUGGACUCGCCCAACUUCCAGCGUUUGUUGCGAGGCAUUGGCAUCCAGGCGCCGGAUCUUGAAGAGUCCUACUGGCGCAUACCUGCUACUAUGCUCGUGUCUACGAUCAAGAAGCGCUGCAGUGCGAUCGAAGCUGCUCUGCGUGGAGAGUUUAUUACUGAAGUUGCCAGAAAGGUUGAUGAUUCUGAAAGUGAUGACGACGAUGGUGUAUUUGAGCGGUUGAGAAACAUAGCGAAAAUAAAUGAAGAAGAUUCUAUGCACGAAACUUCGAAUCCUCAAAAAUCUGGAGCAAGCAAAUCCAUUGCACGAAAUGCGAGCGAAAAUGCUGUAAGCCCUGCAUCUGACAAGGAAAAUCGUGACUCUGAAAAUGGAAACGUUUUGAGUGCUCCAGUUGAAAAUUCACGAUCGCAGAUCAUUUCGUCGGAUUCUGAAGAGGAACUGGUUUCUUCUAAGCAGUCUAUCGUGAAUUCUGCAAAAGAUGGAUCUGGUAAAUCAAAACGGUUAAUUGAAUUGGACUCUGAAGACGGAAAAAUGGAGACAGGAAGCGAAGAGCAGAGCGACGUUCAAUAUAAAGUUGGUUCACAGAAGGGAAGCGCGAAAUCAAGUCGAAUACGAAAAGUUUUGGACUCGGAUUCCGAGGAGGAAGCGGAAAAAGUUUCCCAAGAUGUGGAAGAAGCGUUGGGACCAUCCAAAAGAAAUAUUCCAGAUACCGAUUUUGAGGAACCUACUAAUAAAAAGCGAAGAUUCAUCGACAGUGAUGAAGAUGAUAAUGCAACGCCAGAGGCGGAAAAAUCAAUGGAAAAGAAGCAGUCCAGAGUUAUAAGCGAUGACGAGGAUUAAAUGUAACUUCAUUUUAAGUCUGUUAAAAAUGUAAGUUAAUUCAAAGUACACUUUUAUCAAUCGUAACGAAAGGUGUCAGUGCUAACUUCUAACUACGAUAUUUACCGUGCAAAGUCAAAGAAUGUCUUAAGAUUCCUUAAACUACUUAUUUUGAACUUUUUAUACUUAGUUUUGAAAAACAACAGUUAGAAAUAACCUUGUAUCAUUUACAAUUUCAAAGACCAUUUUUACUCUUAGAACACUUUGAUUAUUAUCAUUUUCAUAUUUAUCAAACUAGUUGACUAGUUAUUUAUUAGAUUUCUAAACCUUGCAAAUAGCCAUUGAGAUAUCGGCAUUUCUUAUUUAUUUAAUCAUUUAAAAAAUUAAGUUCAUCUUACUGUAUUGUG